AUGGCGUGCCCUGACGACCCCCGCGGAAUGGGGCUUAGAGUUCUAAUAAUGCCUUCAGAGCUCGUCCCCUCGCCGCUUUCCCGUCGCCCACCUCCCGCGGGGUUGGUUCCUCCCCUUCGCCCCCUCACUGCAGUUCCUCUUGGUACAGCCCUCCCCGGAUUGGAGGCGAGGCGCGGCCGGCGCGCGCCCUGCGCAUGCGGACCCCGCCGCGGGGGCUGGGGGCGCGGACCCCGCCCUUCCACGGCUCCACGCGUGACGUCGCGGGGGGCGCGGGCCUCCGCCGGCUCGGAGCGCAGGUUUUCCGUGGAGGCCCAGACCCCUCUGCUCCCCAUGGGCAGCUGUCAGGCAGGGCACAACCUGCAUCUCUGUCUGGCCCACCACCCACCUCUGGUCUGUGCCACUUUGAUCCUGCUACUUCUUGGCCUUUCUGGCCUGGGCCUCGGUGGCUUCCUCCUCACUCACAGGACUGGCCUGCGCAGCCCUGACAUCCCUCAGGACUGGGUCUCCUUCUUGAGGUCUUUUGGCCAGUUGACCCUGUGCCCUACAACCGCGACAGUCACAGGGACGUGGCAUGGGUCCCACGUUGUGGGCUUGCUGACCACCUUGAACUUCGGAGAUGGUCCGGACAGGAACAAGACCCAGACAUUUCAAGCCACGGUCCGGGGUAGUCAGAUGGGAUUGAAAGGAUCUUCUGCAGGAGAGCUGGUCCUCAUCACAGCCAGGGUGACCACAGAAAGGACCUGCCUGUAUUUUAGUGCCGCCCCAGGACUCCUGCCCUCCAGCCAGCCACCCAUCUCCUGCUCAGAGGAAGGAGUAGGAAAUGCCACCCUGAGCCCUAGGAUGGGUGAGGACUGUGUUGGGGUCUGGAGCCAGGAAGGCCUUGUGCUCACCAAACUGCUCACCUCGGAGGAGCUGGCUCUGUGUGGCUCCAGGCUGCUUGUGUUGGGCUCCUUCCUGCUUCUCUUCUGUGGCCUUCUUUGCCUUUUGACUGCUGUGUGUUUCCACCCUCGGCGGGAGUCCUACUGGUCUAGAACCCGGCUCUGA
Molecule: messenger RNA, 1044 nt
Organism: Pipistrellus nathusii (Nathusius's pipistrelle)
Lineage: Eukaryota; Metazoa; Chordata; Mammalia; Chiroptera; Vespertilionidae
Source: the annotation of a GenBank genome assembly